Molecule: messenger RNA, 1071 nt
Organism: Penicillium argentinense
Lineage: Eukaryota; Fungi; Ascomycota; Eurotiomycetes; Eurotiales; Aspergillaceae
Gene: tom40
Product: TOM complex pore protein TOM40
Exons: 3
Coding region: 1-1071 (356 amino acids)
Biological process (GO): protein import into mitochondrial matrix
Cellular component (GO): mitochondrial outer membrane translocase complex; mitochondrial outer membrane
Molecular function (GO): transmembrane protein transporter activity
Source: RefSeq, a predicted model, not a curated record
AUGUCCGAUCUCACUUCAUCCCUCGGUGUCGUGACCGACAACCCCGCUAUGGCUGCUAUCAAGGAUGCAUACAACUCGUUCUCCGAGCGGAGGGCGUUGCUCAACCUGCCCAACCCCGGCACUGUCGAGAACAUCGCGCGUGAGGUUCAGAAGGAUGUGCUGUUGACCAACUUCAUGUUCACAGGCCUUCGGGCAGACCUUACCAAGGUCUUUGGCAUGACUCCUCUGUUCCGCGUCUCGCACGCUUUCUCCAUGGGCUCGGCCUCAGGCACCAUGCCCCCCUACGCCUUCUCCGCUAUGUACGGAAGCCCCAAGGUCUUUAUGCAAGGCAACAUGGGCAGUGAUGGCACCCUCUCCGCCGUCUACAACUACCGCUGGAACCAGGCUUUGGUCACCAAGACCAAUGCCCAGGUUAUGGCCGGUGCUACCCAGGGUCUUCUCCAGAUUGAUAACGACUACACUGGUGCCGAUUUCUCUGCUUCCAUCAAGGCUUUCAACCCGUCCAUCUUCGAGGGCGGUCUGACCGGAAUUUUCGUCGGUAGCUAUCUGCAGUCCAUUACACCUGGUCUGGCUCUUGGUUUUGAGGCUAUCUGGCAGCGCCAGGGCAUGAACUCCCGCCCCGAGACUGCUCUUUCCUACUGUGCCAAGUACAAGGGUGACGACUGGAUUGGUACCGCCAACCUGCAGGCUCAGGGUAACUUCGCCGCGACCUACUGGCGCAAGCUCUCCGAGCGCGUCGAGGCUGGUGUCGACAUGAACCUCCAGUUCGCUCCCAGCCCUGCUGCGAUGAUGAUGGGUGGCCCCAGCCGCGAUGGCACCACCGCCAUCGGUGCCAAGUACGACUUCCGUGCCUCCUCUUUCCGUGCCCAGGUCGACAGCGCUGGUAAGGUUAGCUGCCUGCUUGAGAAGCGCAUCGCCAUGCCUAUCCAACUGAGCUUCGCUGGUGAGAUCGACCAGGCCAAGCAAACGGCCAAGGUCGGCCUUGCCGUCUCUCUGGAGAUCGCCGGCGAGGAGCUGAUGGAGCAGCAGGAGAAGGCUGAUCCUGCUGCCCUGGUUCCUCCUCCCUUCUAA